CAGCCUCAGCUGCUGGGGGGCAACCAGCCCGUGGUGGGGGGUUGGGACUGGAUGGGCCUUGGGGUCAUUUCCCACCUGAACUGUUCUGUGUGUAUGGUUGUACCAAUUGAACCAUCUCUGAGUACUUAAAUUUGACCCGUGCCAGUACAACCAUCUGUUCAGAACCACACCUGAAGUUUUCCAGAAAGCCAUGGAUUAGUAUUGUGUGAAGAGUGCCCAAUUCUCAAAUUUGGUGUUAGAAAAUUAGGUUACAGGGCCUCCUGAUCUAAUGCUUAUUUCUUUUCGUUAUUUAUUUUUUCUGGAAAUUUCAAAUAUGAAGACAACCACCAAGGCGUAAUAACAAAAAAGAAAUCUGUAUAUAUAUGUGUGUAUAUAUAUAUAAGUUAUUUAAUAGGACUCUGUGAGAUUUUUUGGUGUUGGUUAUGACUUUUUCACAGGAUCACAGAAUGGCCCAGGUUGGAAGGGACCUCAAGGAUCAUGAAGCUCCAACGCCCCUGCCACAUGCAGGGCCACCAACCUCCCCAUUUAAUACUAGACCAGGCUGCCCAGGGCCCCAUCCAACCUGGCCUUGAACACCUCCAGGGAUGGAGCAUCCACAACCUCUCUGGGCAGCCUGUGUUGCUUGUGUGUUGGUUUUUGUUGUUUUUGUUUUUAAACGUACCAUUCUAGCAUGUGUUCACACAGCGAGAUGCGAGGAAGGGUAACACAGCGGCAGAGUGUAGAUGCCUCUGCUGUAUUUUGAGGUUAUGAAUCUUAUGUAUGUUUAUGGAUUGUUCAAUUUAGUUUCAUAAUACUGUUUCAUUUCAGCAACAACAAAUAGUUCCAGUUUCCAGACCAGAGAAGGGCAGGAAGCUUCGUACAUCUUAAAUAGAAAUAUGCAGCUUGCAAAACUUGGAAAACUUUGAACCCUGAGGAAUAGGAAAAUACUACAAAGUGAAGACAAAACACAUCUAUCGAGAGCUGAUCUCUGCUUUCAUUGUUUUUUAAACUUUGUGUUAAUAACUGCUUAGUGUCAAAUAGCCUCUGUAAUCUGCUGUGCUAAAAUUAUUAGCUUAAAGCUGGAAAAAAUGAAACAAUUGAAAAGAAAAAGGAAAAGUAAUUUUAGUGUUCAGGAAACGCAAACUCUCCUUAAGGAAAUCAGAAAAAGGAGAGAAGUACUCUUUUCAAAACAACUUAAUACAACAAUUAAUGAGAUGAAGCGGAAAGCGUGGGAGGAAAUAGCAGAGUGUGUGAAUGCUGUAGGUGAAGGUGAGCAAAGAACAGGUACAGAAGUGAAAAGGAGAUACCUUGACUGGAGAGCGCUCAUGAAGAGGAAGCGUCUGAAUGCAAACAUCAAGGCAGUUGGUGCAGGGUUUCACCUUCCUUCAUCCGACUUAGAUGACUCUCUCAAUGAAGAUAUGGAUGACAAAAUGGGGUUUGCAAAUGAAUCUAGUUUUGAAUGGCAGAACAUUACUGACUUCAGAGAAGCAGGUGGGUCUUUAACAGAAAUCAAAGUAGAAGAAGAAGAGGAGGAUCCACAGAAUUUUGAAUUUCCUAUUGAGGAAGAAGAGAUUUUUUCAUCAGUGUUGCCAGAUUCAAAAAAAGAAAAUGACUUACCAGAUUUCACCCACAUUGAGGAGUUUGGGAAUCUCAGUUCUGCUCAAGCUAGAUUAGCCUAUGAAGAUUCACACUUGCUUAUAAAUCUAGAGAAGCAGAAGGUGGAGCUGGAGAAGCAGCGAUUAGAUAUUGAAGCUGAACGGUUGCAAGUGGAGAAGGAGCGCCUCCAAAUUGAAAAAGAACGGCUGCGGCACAUUGACUUGGAGCAUGAGAGACUUCAGCUGGAGAAGGAGCGACUUCAAAUCGAGCGUGAGAAACUGAGGCUAGAGACUCUGCGUGCUGAGAAACCUGCCCUGGAAAAUGACCUCACCCCAUCGGAAAAACCCAUCAUACAGCCUCUGGAUCUAGAAACUGAGAAGUUAAAACUUGAAAAAGAACGCUUGCAGUUAGAGAAAGAAAGGUUGCAGUUCUUAAAAUUUGAGUCAGAAAAGCUGCAGAUUGAGAAGGAGCGCUUGCAAGUGGAGAAAGAACGCCUCAGAAUUCAGAGAGAGGGUCUCUUGCAGUGAACUUCUCAACUGGAGUGUUAAUGCUAGUGUUCUGUGUUGUGUAGAAUAUAGGUAGUUCUUUUUCUGAUACUGAAACUGUUGUAAAGGUCUAAUGUUCUUCUGUUCAGAGUUGAAUGUUGAUGUUGAACUGUGAUAAUAGAGAAAAAAAAAUGGUGCUCAGUAAGUCAGUGUGCCUGUGUAAAUAUGCUUAUAUAAUAAAUUGCUUUUCAGUGUAUCAGAACUAAGUGUUGUUAUGUUCUCCUGUCUUCAGUACUAUGUUGUAUUUGUUAUAAGUGUCCUUCUCCCAAGACACAUUACUAAGAAUCAAAACCAAGUGCUGUAU
Molecule: messenger RNA, 2424 nt
Organism: Lagopus muta (rock ptarmigan)
Lineage: Eukaryota; Metazoa; Chordata; Aves; Galliformes; Phasianidae
Gene: MSANTD4
Product: Myb/SANT DNA binding domain containing 4 with coiled-coils
Exons: 5
Coding region: 1068-2102 (344 amino acids)
Source: RefSeq, a predicted model, not a curated record